Molecule: messenger RNA, 1542 nt
Organism: Dioscorea cayenensis subsp. rotundata (Guinea yam)
Lineage: Eukaryota; Viridiplantae; Streptophyta; Magnoliopsida; Dioscoreales; Dioscoreaceae
Product: phosphatidylinositol-glycan biosynthesis class X protein-like
Exons: 7
Coding region: 495-1427 (310 amino acids)
Biological process (GO): GPI anchor biosynthetic process
Cellular component (GO): endoplasmic reticulum membrane
Source: RefSeq, a predicted model, not a curated record
UUACAAAGGGUUUAAUCGAAGUUUUCACAAAGGGUUGAAUCUCUCCGAUUAGAAACCCUACUCCUCACGCCCGUCGCCGUCGCCGGCACCGGUGGCCGUUCGCCGUCCCCUCAUCGCCGGACCUUGGGCUGUUGAGGUAGCAGUACAACCAUGGUGGAAAAGCUGCUGCAAAGAGAGAAGAAUCGGGCACUGAUAAAUGAUUUCGGGAAGGAAUCAAAAUAGGUCUCAGUGAUUGGAUCUCUAUAGGAAGCCAUUUGCCAACAUUGAGAGGCAGGAGGUCUAAUUGGUUCACGCUAAGGACCAAAUUCUCCAGCUUAAGCGCAGGGGAUUCCAGGUUUGGUGCUAUUAUUCAGAAUUUUGACCUUAUCAACCUCUGGAGCACUUUGCCUAACCUUAGUGACAUACAAGGCAGCCCUGUUUCUUUGUAAAUCAGUAUAAUUUCCGAAAGAGCCUUGUUAUUCAAAAAGUUGAAUGAUACAAAGACUGGAAGCAUAAUGCUCCUUAAUGCUGCAAAUUUUUCAUCAUCGAUUCUCUUUUGGAGAUCCAAGGUGUUCUUGUUUCUCUUAUGGGGCAUUGUUUCUCUCAAGGUGGAUAGUUUUGUUCUGCAGAAUGAUGUUAAACGUAGUCAUCCAAACAUUGUUAUUGAAUUGCCAUGCUCCCAAAAGUAUCUCACUGGCUAUUUCUAUGAAAAACAUGGGCAAAUCCUUGAAUCUGAUUUUCAUGGUUUAGCUCAAGAGGUUGGUUCAGAUGAACUGUCUAGAAGUCUAGUUCAUAGUUUGAAGGAUGUGUUUGGAUUCUCGGAGCUGAACCGGCACCUGAUUGGUGAAGGUUCUCAUAGAAGUCUUGUCACCAAUUUCAAGUUAAAUAUCAAGCCAAAUGACAUGUCAUGGUUGAACAAUCAUUACUGUCAAGUAGUUGUUAUUGAACGACUCCCGAUUGGGGUCUUUGCGGACCCAUUUGAGCUUCAGCAUCUUGUUGAGCAUCAAGUUUUCCUUGAUGUUGCUGUUAUUGGAGACACCAAUUUGGAACUUCCCUCCGCACUUUCGAAUAAGUCUGUUGUUGAGGUCCACAUGAACACUACGCAUAAUGUUCUAUCAAGACAAAGUGAGAUCACUGUGGAACUACCAUUACAUGCUAGGUAUCCGCCCCUUGAUGUUGCCGGUUACUCCAAGAUUGAAUUCAAUCAACCAGAUUUACUAAUGCGAUGCAAAUCUCAAGUUACCCAGCGUGAUUUUUGUUCAUGGAUACUUACCGGUUGGAGCGAUGACACUCAUAAAAACGGCAUUUUUUGGUUGGUACCAUGUGGAAACAUGGAACACACAACUCUUGUAUCCAGCAUUACUUUCAUUUCGGCACUAGUAUCUGCUCUUUUGAUUGUUCUCUCGGUUAUAUGCCGCUCCACCAAUGAAGAUAUGAAAAACUCCUAGUUACAUUUCACUUCAUAAUUUGGUGUGUACUUUUACAGUGGAAGCUACAAGUUUAGCAAUGUAUUUGAUUCUAAUUCUUAUUUCAUUUUAAUCUAAUUUAAGUACGUUAAAUAAU